AUGAAUUCUCUAAUACGACAUCGAACAACUCCAAGCCAAGUCCAAUACUUGGAGCAAUUUUUUGAGCACGAUGAUUUCCCAGAUGGUCCAACACGAGAACGCAUUGCACAAACAUUAAAAAUGCCAAGCAAAAGUGUUCAUAUUUGGUUUCAAAAUCGUCGCGCUAAACGUAAACAAGAAGAACGUACUCGUCAGGAAAGAUUAGCUUAUGGAUUUAUAGAAUCCGGGUCAUCCAAUUUGAAUCGGACAAAUCUGGAAUCGCUUUCACCUAAAGUCGAUAAAGCUAAAGAUUGCUCGCAAGAAAAAGUGCGCCUUCCUCCAAUUGAUCAUAUAAUCCCGAAAGGUCUUUUAGAUGCACCAACCGCCACCGCAGUAACUAAUCGCAAUUCUGGCACUAUAAAAUCAGAAUAUAGCAAAAACGGUUCUCGAUCUUUGCAAAGUAUUCAUCAUCAUAGUUCUUUUAUUAAGCCUUUAUCCGAUAAAGACAUAAAUAAUGAUAUUGUAACAGAAAUCAUAAAGCCAAUUCCAAGAUUUUCUCCACUCACAGAAUCAACAUUUACAGCUAUUAAUGUUAAUUCAAAUUUUCAUCAUCAUCAACCCCCUCCUCCUCAUAUUUCUCUCUUGCCACUAAGCAAUAUAUCAUCGUCAAACAGCGAGAAAACUAUUGUUGGGGAUUCCGAAGAUGGAAAUGACGCAAAGAAAGAGGCUCAAAAACGAAACAAUAAUAUGGAUAUUGCAUUGUUGUUGGAUUAA
Molecule: messenger RNA, 753 nt
Organism: Ambispora leptoticha
Lineage: Eukaryota; Fungi; Glomeromycota; Glomeromycetes; Archaeosporales; Ambisporaceae
Source: the annotation of a GenBank genome assembly